Messenger RNA from Prinia subflava (tawny-flanked prinia), 4323 nucleotides. It is a transcript of the gene ARHGAP22, whose product is annotated as Rho GTPase activating protein 22. Lineage: Eukaryota; Metazoa; Chordata; Aves; Passeriformes; Cisticolidae. Gene Ontology annotation, biological process: activation of GTPase activity; signal transduction. Bases 1769 to 3832 code for a protein of 687 amino acids. The transcript has 9 exons. The record is from RefSeq and is a predicted model, not a curated record. Gene Ontology annotation, molecular function: GTPase activator activity. Gene Ontology annotation, cellular component: focal adhesion.
UAUAAACUUUUACAGUAUAGAAACUGUAAAAGUGGAGAUUGUGUCACUGAGAUUUUUGAUAAUGGGAGGAUGCGAUACCGUUCAGAUCUGCCUUCUGCUGAUGGAAGUGUUUAGUGUGUAGACGUGCUGGUUUAUAGCUCUUUAGAAAACACAACAUGAUGACCUGAUGGCCAGGUCAUGAGGAAGGUCAAAGCAGAUUUUAUCACAGACACCAAUGUGAUUUCCCUCACUGGAUUACAGUGAGGAGGCUCUUUAAAAAUCUGGCCUAAGUCCCUUAUCUGCCUCUCUUUAUUCUGCAGUUUGCUUCAUGGAAGUGAAGAAAUAGGAUAAAUUUUAAUUUUGCAAAUGUGAUUAAUUCUUUUAUUUUUUUUUUUCUUUUUUGUUUUGUUCCCCAAACACUAUGACAUCCACAUUAUUUUUCUCUUUGGCUAGUGCUGGCAGUCUCAUCACUGUGUGGUGGAGCACCAGGAACAGAAACCAAUCACAUGGUAACAUCAAGGCCAUGUUUAAUUCUCUGAACCCAAAGGAGGUGGAAUUAGACUGUACUCUGAGAGGCAGAGGAUUGCUUUGCCUUUUCUUGUGAUGGUUUGAAUUAGUUGCAGUGUAUCAGGGAUACCUGGAUACAAAGCUUACCUGUUUUUUAGCUGCAACAGUUCACAGUGUCAAUGUGAGACAUCAUCGAUGCAGAUUUACUGGUCCUGGCCUGUAAACUCAUGCCUGGUUCCAAGUGGGUAGUUAUCAGUUGUGCUUUAAGUUAGCUUAAAUGCAGAAAAUGGAAGGAGUGGGAUCAUAUUAGCGCUAAUGAAGGAGGAAUGGCAUGAAAUAUUAAAUAACAAUUAUUAUAAGAUACUUCAUAAAUCCAAAGGAACUGGAGGUGGAAAAGACCUAUGAGGUCACCUAACCUAUCUAUUCUGGAGGACUGGCUUGCUGCCUGCAAUAUAUAAUUGUUGUCUGCUACUCCAGACUAGUUCUAAAUGCCUCAAGCUUUAGUACUCUUAUUGCAAGAGAGGAGGAAAGAAACGAUCGUAGACUCUUCCAUUUCUUAAACAUUUCCUCACUUCUGUUUUUGAAACCUUUGCUUAGAUUUACAUGUUGGUUUUUUCCUCUAUUUUGUCUUUUUAUUUUUCAAUUUUGUUUUUCGGCUUCAGUGUCAGAAUGCCCUGAAGAAUGAGAUGACUUUAAUAAUUCUGGAUAGCUAUGUUAUCUCUGUCUUUUGUGUGGAUCACAGUCACUAGUUUGAUUGACAAUUCUCUCUAUUAAUCUUCCUCAGUUUUUAAUUUUUUUCUCUCUCUCCUAUGGCAGCUGUAUUCACCGGCUGAUCACCCCAAACUGAUAGUGUGGGGAGUGAGAAUAUUUUUUAUACUCUCUCCUUCUUCUCUUUGUGCCUCCUUACCACACAUUUGCACAUCUUUAUUGGACAAAUAUCCUGUUAGGAGAGAGCAAUAUCAUUAUUCCCAUGUAGAACUGGAAGGCAGUCAUGAUUUGCCACAAAGAAUGGUUGUAUGAGCAGUGCAACCCCAGUGGAGGUAUUGUGUCUCUUUAGACACUCUGCAGUGAGCAGUACCAAAAAGGUGAUGUUUGUCCUGUGUUUGACUGUCAAGAACUGGAAUGUACACCCUGAAAAACAAGUACCUGUUCAAAAAGGAAACAUGUCUGUCCAUAUCUGAGAAGAAAGUGUAGAACAGUUAUUUAGCCUCUCAGAGUGUUCUUACUACUAUUUCUUUGUUUCACUUUGUAAUUGCCUUCAGCCCGGUCAAGGAGUCUGGUGAUGGGUGAACAGAUUGGGCCUCCCUCCAGACCAUCUUCUCCAAAUCCUCAAGAACGUGUGCUGAAAUGUGGCUGGCUAAAGAAACAAAGGAGCAUCAUGAAGAAUUGGCAACAGCGGUGGUUUGUGCUGCGUGGGGAUCAGCUCUUCUAUUAUAAGGAUGAAGAGGAAACUAAGCCCCAGGGCUUGAUACUACUGCAAGGCAGUCAGGUGAAUGAGUUACCACCUAAUCCUGAUGAACCAGGGAAACAUCUCUUCGAAAUUACCCCAGGUGGUACAGGAGACCGGGAAAAGAUGCCUGUCAAUCAUGAGGCUUUCCUGCUCAUGGCUAAUUCCCAGAAUGAAAUGGAAGAUUGGGUGAAAGCCAUCCGACGGGUUAUAUGGGCUCCAUUUGGUGGAGGGAUCUUUGGACAGCGCUUGGAGGACACCGUACAGUACGAGAGGAAGUAUGGCCAGCGCUUGGCCCCACUGCUGGUGGAACAGUGUGUGGAUUUUAUUCGGGAGCGAGGUCUUACAGAGGAGGGGCUCUUUCGGAUGCCUGGACAAGCCAACCUUGUCAAAGAUCUGCAGGAUUCUUUUGACUGUGGAGAGAAACCCCUUUUUGACAGCAACACAGAUGUUCACACUGUGGCGUCCCUCCUGAAGCUUUACCUUCGAGAGCUGCCAGAGCCUGUCAUCCCCUUUGCCAAAUACGAAGACUUUCUUUCUUGUGGACAGCUACUCUCAAAAGAUGAGGGAGAGGGUACCCAGGAACUGGUUAAACAGGUGAAGAAUUUGCCUCAAGCCAACUACAACCUCCUCAAAUACAUAUGCAAGUUCCUUGAUGAAGUUCAGGCUCACUCCAGCAUUAACAAGAUGAGUGUCCAGAACCUGGCUACAGUAUUUGGACCAAACAUACUGCGGCCCAAAAUGGAGGAUCCGGUGACCAUGAUGGAAGGCACGUCGCUGGUUCAGCACCUGAUGACGGUGCUGAUAAGUGAGCAGGGGCGGAUCUUUGCUGUUCCUCAGACGGAUGUGCCGGGGAGCCAGCUGGAAAUCCGGCCCCUGCGCCAGCGCAGCACGGUCGAGUGGAUCUCCGAGGAGGACGGGGAGGACAGCAGGUCACGGAGCAGCGCUGCCAGCCCUGCCGAGCUGCCUGCUGGCAAUGCUGUGGCUCUAGAGGCCACUGCGGGACCUGCGGUGAAAAUCACUCCUCCAGAGCACAGUGGCAAAUCCAGUCAGCCUGCAACAAGCCCCAGUAAAAGAGUGCAGACACUGCCUCCAUGGAAAUACUCCUUCCGCCAGCAGGGAGCACGGUCUGUGAGCCCAAAGCUGGGCAGCUCAUCCUUAGACAUUCCCAACCUGUCCUCCAGCGGGAACUGGCUGAUGAACGGCCUGUACUCCCUCCGAGGCCAUCGCCGGACGGCCUCUGGGGAGAGAGUGAAGGACUCGUGCUCCUCCCAGAGACUCUCCACUUACGACAAUGUCCCUUCAUCCAGCCUGUCCCUCAGCACACACAGCAUGGCCAGCACCACCUGGUCUACGUCGUCCUGUGAGAUCUCCGUGAUGGACUCUGUGAGCAGCUGCCCAGCCUGCCGGGCCAGUGACUCCUCUGCUUUAAGCUCCCUAAAAACCGAGUGGGCCACUCAGGGCUCGCUGUCCCAGAGCGAGGUCAAGACAGCCGAUCUGGACGACAGCAUGGACAGGUUUGAAGCCUGCAGCAGCAGCAGUGAGCAGAGUGACCCGGCUGCAGCUUCCCGAGACUCUGCCCAGUGCUCCAGGGCCUUACAGAGCUUGGUGGUGGAGCUAAAGACAGAACUGAGCAAACAGAGGACUGAGUAUGAGACUAGUAUCAAAAGAAUUGAAGAAACAAGUGCAGACCUGAGGAACCAAGUGGUUAGGUUAGAAGAAGAACUGGACCAAGAACGAAAGAAAUACACAAUGCUGGAGAUCAAGCUGAGGAAUUCUGAACGUGCUCGUGAAGAUGCUGAGAAGAGGAAUUGCCUCCUGCAGAAGGAAAUGGAAGAAUUUUUUUCAACAUUAGGAUGUUUAACUGUUGGGAGUCAAAGUGCUACAGUCCCCAAGUAGAACAUAGAAAAUCCUGUUGCUGACAAAAUGAGUGAAAAUGCAUAUUUUGUUCUGGUAUGCUCAUGUAUCAUGAGUAAUGCUAUAGUGAUUGUGCUCUCAGUGACACUUGCCCUGUUGUUGUUACAUGUGCUAUAGUGUUUGGGCCAGCUGGGAAAGACUGCUGACCAUAAAGCUUGAAAAUUUAGUGGCAGAUUGCCAAGAAAGAAUGGGUCCCCCUCUGUAUCCACAGAACACAAGAUAAUCUUCUCCAGAGUGUCCUGCUGCCAUCUUUGGACUCAACUGUGCCAUGCUUUUGCUGGCUGAAGGACAGUGGAAGGUCCUGCAGGGUGGGUGGAUGGCCAGAACCAAUAAAGCUGAGCCUGAGGGAUUCCCAGACUUGUGCUGGGGAAGGUGGCAGGUCCAGUCUGUCACCACAGCCAGGAGGUUUGCCAGUCAGAUUAAUGAGGUGGUUUUCACCUCACUCCCUCCAUAAAGUUUGUUCAAAUUUCUCA